GUAGUGCUUGGCAAGCACAGAUGUCAUACAUCAAGCCAGAUCAGAGUUCAUCACCUCCGGAGACUGUACACGUUUGUCACUGACGGUUGAUCUGAGCUACGCUCCUCACUCUCUCCAUCUCUAUUUCUCCCUUUGUGGAGCCUCCUGGCUUUGAAACUGUGACCUGUCCACCUCCCACACAGUGGAAAGUAUGUAUCAUAAAAUACUGAACUGAGGGAGCAGACGGAGGGAGGAAACAGUCUGAUAAGGAGUGAAGGACCGAAAAACACAACAUAAAUCACAAGAAAAGACUAUAAAUACUCCUGACCCGGCUUCGUCAUGAUCGACCCCGCGGCCGAGCUGCCCUUCUUCUACGGCAGCAUCAGCCGUUCAGAUGCCGAGCAGUACCUGAAGCUGGCAGGGAUGGGUGACGGACUCUUCCUGCUGCGUCAGUGUCUGCGCAGCCUGGGCGGAUACGUGCUGUCUCUCGUCUGGAACCUGGAGUUUUAUCACUACCCGGUGGAGAAGCAGCUGAAUGGGACUUACUGCAUCGCGGGUGGAAAGGCCCACUGCGGCCCAGCCGAGCUCUGCGAGUACUACAGCAAGGACGCAGAUGGCCUGGUGUGUGUGCUCAAGAAGCCGUGCCUCCGCUCCGCAGAAACACCCAUCAAGCCCGGCGUCUUCGAAAACCUUAGGGACAACAUGCUGCGCGAGUACGUCCGGCAAACCUGGAACCUGGAGGGCGAGGCCAUGGAGCAGGCCAUUAUCAGUCAGGCGCCUCAGUUAGAGAAGCUGAUAGCCACCACGGCCCAUGAGAAGAUGCCCUGGUACCAUGGCAGAGUCCCUCGUCAGGAAGGAGAGCGGCGACUCUACACGGGCUCUCAGCCAGACGGCAAGUUCCUAGUGAGAGAAAGAGAUGAGUCUGGCACCUUCGCCUUGUCAGUGAUGUAUGGAAAGACCGUGUACCAUUAUCAGAUCCUUCACGAUAAAUCAGGCAAAUACUCCAUGCCGGAAGGCACCAAGUUUGACACCGUGUGGCAGCUGGUUGAGUAUCUGAAAAUGAAGCCCGACGGUCUGGUCACGUUACUGCGGGAACCCUGCCUGAACCAGAACAGCGCAAACCAGACUCCAGCCGUGCCUGCAUCGAGGAGAGCCAGAACUAAUGGCUACACACCGCCCCCUGAAGUUCCUGGAGCGUGUAAGACUCUGACCUCGGGGCUGAUGGACCGUCAGGCUCUGCCGAUGGACAGCGAUGAGUUCGUCAGCCCGUACGCCGAUCCGAAGGAGCUCCAGGACAAGACGCUCUUCAUUAAGCGUGAUAAGCUGAUGGUGGACGAGGUGGAGCUUGGAUCGGGAAACUUCGGCUGCGUGAAGAAAGGCGUCUAUAAGAUGAAGAGCAAACACAUCGACGUAGCCAUAAAGGUUCUGAAGAGUGAGAACGAGAAGGCGGUGAAGGACGAGAUGAUGCGUGAGGCCGAGAUCAUGCACCAGCUGGAUAACCCCUACAUAGUGCGCAUGAUCGGCCUGUGCCAGGCGGAGGCUCUGAUGCUGGUGAUGGAAAUGGCACCUGCCGGGCCUCUCAACAAAUUCCUCUCCAGCAGGAAAGAUCAGGUGUCGGUGGAUAACGUGGUGGAGCUGAUGCACCAGGUCUCAUUGGGGAUGAAGUAUUUAGAGGAGAAGAACUUCGUGCACAGAGAUUUGGCAGCUCGAAAUGUGCUGCUGGUCAACCAACAUUAUGCCAAGAUCAGCGACUUCGGCCUCUCCAAAGCGCUCGGCGCAGACGAUAACUAUUACAAGGCACGCACAUUAGGCAAAUGGCCUCUAAAAUGGUACGCUCCAGAGUGCAUCAUGUACCACAAGUUCUCCAAUAAAGGCGAUGUGUGGAGCUUUGGGGUUACCAUGUGGGAGGCGUUUUCCUAUGGAGGAAAACCUUACAAGAAAAUGAAGGGUCCCGAGGUGAUCAGCUUCCUCCAGAACGGCAGUCGCAUGGACAGUCCAGCUGGCUGCCCAGAGCCCAUGUACGAGCUGAUGAAAGAAUGCUGGACAUUCAAGUAUGAAGACAGGCCAGGCUUCGUGAAAGUGGAGGAGAAGAUGAGGACCUACUAUUACUCCAUUUCUAAGAAGAAUGCCACUGAGGCAAAUGGAGAGGCAGAGAAACCGGAUAAUUAGCAGCUCAGCUCUGAAAGUUUAAUGUUUUUUUUUCACCAGGAAUUAGUAACAGCAUGAUGUGUUAAAUCUUGUGUGUGAAAGAAGGCACAGAAAUACAAAAUCUACGCAGAUUCGUCGCAUUAGCCUGUUACAGGACUCGCUGUGCUUCAGAGCUCGAAAUGUCCAAGCGAAAGCUUUGUGUUUAUGAAAUACAUGAAGGCGUUUUUUUUUUUUUUUUUUUUUUAAAUCACAUCGUCUUUGACAUAAUGAUGCAAGUUUUUCUUUCUAAGAAUGAACAUCUUGCUCUAGUCUUGCGUGUCUUUGCCACGUCAUCGUUUUUCCUGGAACUCUGCAGCUAUGAUAUGUGGUAAAGCUGAAAAACAAAAAUGGCAUUUAUGAAGUCAUUUAAUGCUGAUGUUUGGUGGUCAAUAAUAAAGUCUUCUUAGUUCAUGUAAGAAAUUUUGCAGAUUGGGAUUUUGGUCAAAUCCAAAAUUUCAGUCAAAUGUUUUAAUAAAUAUCUUUUACGUGUGUGAAUUCCUGUGUUUUUGUUGUUGUUGUUGUUGUUGUUGUUGUUAGGAAUUGUCAUACAUACAUACUUUUUUUUUUAAAUAAACUAUGCAAAUACAGUGUGUGUGAAUGGUUUUAAUGCACAGGUUGGUGAUGAUAUACAGAGUUUGUAUUGCUUUUCCAAAUUUUAACAAUUUUACAUCAUUUGUUAGGUAAAUAAUCACACCUUUUCCAUCUUAACAGAGAUUAACAUUCUGUGUUUUAAUCAAUCAAUAAAUGUAAGAUCAAUUUUUAAAAAACUCAUCUUUUCCAACUUCCUUUUAUACUCACCCAAUGACUGAUUUGCAUUCCAUCUCAUAAUUUUAUAUAAACAUGUAUUUUUCUUUAUUAUUCUUUAUUAUUCCUAAUUUUUUACUUUACUUGUAUUCUGUGUGUUUUAUUAUUUUUCCUUUUAUUAUUACAAUUAUUACAUGGUUUUAUAUGCUUUGACGUGUUUGUAUAGUGUCCUGGGGUACCCUUAUAUACAAUAUGCUAUUAUUAUAAUAGAUUUAAAAUAAGACAAUAAAAUAAAGCAAAUUCACUAUUUCA
Messenger RNA from Pangasianodon hypophthalmus (striped catfish), 3222 nucleotides. RefSeq names its product tyrosine-protein kinase ZAP-70. The transcript has 14 exons. Lineage: Eukaryota; Metazoa; Chordata; Actinopteri; Siluriformes; Pangasiidae. Gene Ontology annotation, cellular component: cytoplasm; extrinsic component of cytoplasmic side of plasma membrane. Gene Ontology annotation, biological process: cell surface receptor protein tyrosine kinase signaling pathway; innate immune response; cell differentiation. The coding region runs from base 319 to 2148 and encodes 609 amino acids. The record is from RefSeq and is a predicted model, not a curated record. Gene Ontology annotation, molecular function: non-membrane spanning protein tyrosine kinase activity; ATP binding; signaling receptor binding.